AUGAGCGAAGUGGCUGUUAUUGCUAGCAGAGGUAGGGUUCGCAGCCAGGACCUGUGGUUACCCCGGUUUCCCCGCGGUGCCACAGGGACUACUAAAGAUGUAGCAGAAGAAUCUGUAUCAGAUGAUGACAAAAGGAGGAACUAUGGUGGUGUGUAUGUUGGCUUGCCAUCGGAUGCGGCUGCUAUGGUUUCCAGUCAGACAAAAGCUGCACCGAAAGAUUAGAAGGAAAUAAACACAUCGAGAUGCAAAGAGCUGGAGUCUUCUACUAAGACCAGUUGCCAGUGCUUUAGAGAGCUGUCUUUGUGCUGGAGAUUUUUAUAUUUACGUAGCCUUCUGGGGAGCAAGAGAGAUCAGAGCACCAAAAAAUCUAAACUGUUGCAAGUUCCAACUACGGGUAAAGCUUAAAGUACAGCCUUGAAUCAGUUUCCUACGAUGGUUGCAUUAUGGAAACCUCCUGCUGUUCUCCAGUGAAAAAUGAAAUGAAUGAACUCAUGGUGGAUGUUUCUGCACAAGAGCUAACUUUGAUGAUCUGCAACUUAUUUCUGUGUGGCCAUAUUGCAGAUUUCAUCAGCUAUCAGCUACGCUUCGUAUAUUUUCUCCAACAAUUUUUGAUAGAUUUUAUAUAGAAAACCAUUACUACUGUCCACUUAAUAGUUCCUAUGGUAGGUUCUUAUAAAUUAAUUGUUAAUUUACUUCAGAGUAAUAUAUUUGACAGGUUUGCAUCUUUUUGGUAAUAUUGCGAAUUUUAAUAUUUUUGCUGUGAAAACUUAGGAUGAAAUAAGCAUAAGACCAUCAGGUUCUUUAUAAUUACUACUGUCACUUUUAUACAGUGAGAAAAAUAAUAGUGUUUAAUUUUCACCUUUUAAGAAGAUACUGCUCAAGGAAAUUUAUUUAAAUAAGAACAAUGUACUUCAUCAUAAUAAUUACAUGUCUGUUUUUAUUUUCUUCGGGUUUAUUUCUUUUAUAAAGCAUUACAUGGAAAAAAUACUAAUGAACCAAACUAUUAUGUUCUGUCUUCCAUUCUGUGUAAUAUUAUAAAGACAUUUCCUUGUGUAAUGAUGAAGUGGUAGUAUUUUCAGAGAUGGCAGGACUAAACUCCAGUGCUGUAUCCUCCUGAACUAUAGAGGAUUUUUGAUCACUAUUAGAGUUUUUUAUCCCUGAGUCAUCUCUAAGCAUCUCCAGUAUGGCAAAUUGUAACAGAAUGAGUGUUAUUACUUUAACAAAUUGUUGUAUUAAAUAACGUAGGAGCGGUUUUAAAAUUCAUCAAGUUUAUAGCAACUGUAGGUUUCCCACAGAACGUCAACCAGAUUGUACAUUUCCAUAUGGCUGAACAAGUAUUUAAAUUAUUAAAGCCUUUUGCAUAAUUCUUUAGUCAAUUUUUUUUUAAUAGAACACAAUAUGCCAUACAUUUUAAACAAAAAAAACCCUCAACCCACAUCAUAUUAAUGUAUUACUGUAGAAUAAUGACCACUUUUAAAAUUAAAAGAAAAAAAGCGACAGAGAAAACUUGGACAUGAAGUGAAACAUUGUGAACGAUGAAAUUCCUGCCCAUUUCACAGAUAUCUAUUAAGACCAAUGAACAACCAUUGACUAUGAUUUCCAGUAACUUGCAGCUCUGGCUUUAAAAUAAGUGGUAGUUUAUUUGGUGUAAAGUCUGUAAAAAAGUAUUUUAAAAUAUUCCUUUUGUGUCCUCUUUUAAAGUAUUUGUGACAUUAUUUACUGCUAUUCUCUAGAAAUCUGCUACUUGAGUUAUCAACAAUUUCAGGCUUCCAGCUCCUGAAGACAAAUAUGCAUCUUUUUCUUGACCCCUUCAACCUUCAGCUGAGAUGAAAUAAGCUUGAAGAUUAAGAGGUGGUGUUGAAAUAUCUCAGUAUGAAUGAAUGUCUGUAGAUUACAUCUGCAGAGUCUUGUCCUUGCAAGUCAAGCUGAUAAGAACUCAAAUAGCACUGUCUAAUAAGCAUGCGGGUUUGCUUCCCACCUGCUUAUCAUAGCAUAAGGGUGUAGUUUCCACAUCACAUAUUCCACAAAUGGUCUAAAUGGUUUGCACAGCACAAGUUGCUUUAGUACGAAGCAAUUAGGCCCAUGCCUGACCUGAACAUGAUUGUCUCUCCCAAAGCAGAAAAACCACCAGUCAUCUUACGGCUUGAAAAGCCAACAACAGGUGACAGUAAUCUCUCCAGCUUUUUGUACACUUCUAUCCUUUAAGUUGCUGGGAAGGAUCAUCAAGAAGGUGGACAGGGCUAAAUUCAAACAUUACUUCUGCUACUGCCAUCCAAACCCCCAUGUGUGGGCUGAGGAAAGAAAGAGGUGAUCGUUAAUGAAUAGCUCUUAGCAGUUGGUGGUGGGACAGUUGCAAAGAGUGUUUUUCUUGUUUUACAUCAUUGCUUAAUUUUUCCUGUGCAGACCUGCAGAGAAGUGUGGAGCACCUUGCAGAAUUGGCCUCUUAAUGAUUCAUCCUCUGAAUGUGUGGGAGGUAUGGUGGUUUCUUAAUAUAUUUGUUCCUCUGCAUCUUUUCACCUCAAAAGCUUACUGAUCAACUGACAAAUGUUUCACGAUCAUGGACUGGAGCCUCUGCAAGAGAUAUACAUUCAUUUAUGCCAUGUGGGCCUGUACCUGUCAAACUGAAGAGAUAGGGACAUGCCCUUGUCUUAGAUUUGCAGACUUGUCUUUUGUUUUCCAAGGACCCACAGAUCUAGAAACUGGUGACAGGACACUGUAUUCUGUCUUGGCUAAAUUCCACUUAGGGAACUGAUUUUCUGCUCAUCAAAAUUCCUCUAUGGUGAACAGCAUUUCUUAAGCCUUUGUUAAUAAAAGCACAUGACAUUUCAUGGCAAGAUGAGUAUAUCUGCUAUUUCAAAACUUACAAUCUAUGCAUUUUUCUGUUAGGAGGAGGAACACAAAAGAAACCCUAUAUGCCAGCUGCCAGCUGUGCAUUUGAUGGCAUCCUUGGAGGAUAUUUAGGCACUCAAGUGAUGGUUCAAUGUGAGACUUGAGAACAGAACACAAGUAGCCAUUGAAUGGCAGAGUUAUUAUUAAGCAAUACACUUUGGUUUUGUCAAAACAUCUUGAAUUACAUUUACAAAGAAGACUCAUUUAAAUGUUGGGGCUGUAACACCAUUUUCUCUGCACUUGUCACUCAGUUCUCCAGCCAGAGUUGAGGAGCCAGUGAAAACAGUUUUGCAAAGACAGUAGAUUCAGGCUCUCUGAUUUGAGAUUCUUUGACAGCCCAGAAAUACUGUGCUUGAAUUCAUGUAAGACAAUUGAAUCUUGACAAA
Messenger RNA from Athene cunicularia (burrowing owl), 3275 nucleotides. RefSeq names its product chromosome 1 C12orf75 homolog (gene C1H12orf75). NCBI's taxonomy places the organism in Eukaryota, Metazoa, Chordata, Aves, Strigiformes, Strigidae. Bases 1 to 222 code for a protein of 73 amino acids. The record is from RefSeq and is a predicted model, not a curated record. The transcript is spliced from 7 exons.